Poecilia latipinna (sailfin molly) is the source of this 985-nucleotide messenger RNA. RefSeq lists its product as uncharacterized. The record is from RefSeq and is a predicted model, not a curated record. The coding region runs from base 297 to 947 and encodes 216 amino acids. The transcript is spliced from 4 exons. NCBI's taxonomy places the organism in Eukaryota, Metazoa, Chordata, Actinopteri, Cyprinodontiformes, Poeciliidae. Gene Ontology annotation, biological process: regulation of apoptotic process.
AGAUAUUUUGUACACUGCUUUAAGAUAUAGUCAGGCAAAAAACCUGAAGAUGUGACCCUGGACCCAUCAAUACUAGAGUCCUAACAUCAGUGAGCUGCCUUGUUGAUGACAUUUGUCUACCUUCCAUUAUCUGUUUUAUAAAGGAAUGGUUGAAGGACCGCUUGGAUGAUCUGGACAGCAAAGAGUUUAAGUACUUCCACUGGUACCUUCAUACUUCAGACAAGUCCGAGGUUGAUUUCCCACGAAUCAAAAAGAGCCGUCUGGAACAUGCAGACAGAUUGGACACUGUAGAUCUGAUGUUUCAGAAGUACACCACAAAGACCAAGGAGGUGGCAGACAAGAUUUUCAAGAAGAUAAUUCCAUAUGAAGGACAUGGUUUUAAAAUUUGGCUUCUGGACAAAUUGGAAAACCCGGAUAAGAAGCAGCUGAAGUUAUUCCAGUGGUACCUUCACACUGCAGACGAGUCCAAGGAUGGCUUCAAACCCAUCACAAAAUCUAAGCUGGAUGGUGCAGACAGUCUGGAAACGGUAGAUCUGAUGAUUAAGACGUACACCCCAAACACCAGGGAGGUCACGAAGAAGAUCCUGAAGAAGAUUGAAAGCAAUAAAGACAAAGUUAUACCUGAAACUGAAGAGCAGAUUAAUUCAUCUUCUCCAAGUGAAGAGAAAGAACUCAACAGGAUGCUUCUAGAUUGUUUGAAGAAGGUACCAAAAGAAACCUUUACACAACUCACAGAGGAUCUCAUGAGUGCAAACAUCUUGAAGUCAUCGGACAAGGAUAAAAUCUUUCAAAACCACACCCCAGUUAACAUGGCCACUUGCUUAGUUGACAGAGUGGAGGAAAAUAAAACCUCCAAAAAGCUGAUUGAUCAUCUUCAAACCGAAUAUCCACAACUGUUGUCUGAUGUACAGUCACCUUCUAAACCAGGUCAGUCCACAACUUUCUAAUGACAGCUGUUUCUCUUUUCUUUACUACUAUUGCUAAA